AUGAACGGUGGUCGACGAAAAUCAAACAUCUGUGAAACAACUGGUUUGAGCACACAUCAGAAGGCGCUGUUGUCGACAACAUGGCGUCAGUUACCACGUGGUCUAGUGUUUGAACUUGGCAAACGCGUUUUUGAAACGAUCUUUGAACGAGACCCCAAUUUAUUGGUUGUGAUAAAUUUGGAGCAUUUGCAAGACACGAACGAGUGGCGUGAGCAUGUAAAUUUUCGAAUGCAUGCCCAGCGCUUUAAUGACAAAAUCGUCAGCAAUAAAUAA
This is a messenger RNA of Gongylonema pulchrum, 273 nucleotides long. The record is from the annotation of a GenBank genome assembly. Lineage: Eukaryota; Metazoa; Nematoda; Chromadorea; Rhabditida; Gongylonematidae.